Molecule: messenger RNA, 5963 nt
Organism: Sphaerodactylus townsendi
Lineage: Eukaryota; Metazoa; Chordata; Lepidosauria; Squamata; Sphaerodactylidae
Product: cytosolic carboxypeptidase 1-like
Exons: 26
Coding region: 234-3959 (1241 amino acids)
Biological process (GO): proteolysis; protein side chain deglutamylation; C-terminal protein deglutamylation
Molecular function (GO): metallocarboxypeptidase activity; zinc ion binding
Source: RefSeq, a predicted model, not a curated record
ACCGGCAGGGAGGGACGAGGAGCGCAGUGACGUCCCCAGGAUGCAGACAGAUUCCUGCCGCCGCGUCCUCCUCCUCCUCCUCCUCCUCCUCCUCCUCCUCCGUUUAGGCUUGAUGCCUCCGGGCGGGGGUGAUUUGGGGGCGCUGCGCUGCCGCCUGCUUCUCACCUGGCUUUGCUCCCCACCUUCUCAACCGAUCACCUGAGAUGUCGGUGUGAGCAACUGAUCUUUCCAAGAUGAAUAAAUUAAGACCAGCAUCAGAGAAAAGCGUAACUAACAAUUCUCGGAUUGUAAGUUUAUUGACACAACUUGAGAAGAUCAACGCAGAAUGUUUGGUGGAAACGGACUCUGCCAGAUAUGUAACAUCAAAGAUACUCCAUCUGACUCAAAGUCAAGAAAAAAUAAAGAAGGAGAUGACUGCCAAAGGUUCAACAGGCAUUGAAGUUAUUCUCUCAACAUUAGAGAACACAAGAGAUCUUCAAACGACACUAAAUAUCUUAAACAUCCUGAUUGAGUUGGUAGCAGUGGGUGGUAGCCGGAGAACAAGUAUUCUUGUUUCUAAAGGCGGAACACAAAUCUUACUGCAACUGCUUGUGAAUGUCAGCAAAGAUUCCCCACCAAAUGAAGACUUAAUGGUGCUACUUCAUUCUCUCCUUGCAAAGAUUGGUCCAAAAGAUAAAAAAAUUGGAGUCAAAGCCAGAAUUAGUGGUGCUCUAAACAUAACCCUAAACAUAGUGAAGCAAAACUUACAGAAUCAAAGAUUAAUACUGCCUUGUCUUCAAGUGUUACGAGUAUACUCAACCAACUCUGUAAAUGCUGUGUCCUUGGGUAAGAAUGGAGUGGUGGAGCUGUUGUUUAAGAUCAUUGGUCCUUUCAGCAAGAAAAACACUGGCCUUAUGAAGGUUGCUUUAGACACUCUUGCUGCCUUGCUAAAAUCAAAAACAAAUGCCAGGAGAGCAGUAGACAGAGGCUAUGUCCAUGUGCUUUUAACCAUCUACGUAGACUGGCAUCGUCAUGAUAGCCGACAUAGACAUAUGUUGAUCCGGAAAGGAAUCUUACAGUCCAUUAAAAAUGUUACAAAUACCAAACUGGGAAGAAAAGCAUUUCUUGAUGUUAGUGGGAUGAAAAUUCUGUAUAAUACAUCACAAGAAUGCCUGGCUGUGAGAACUCUUGAUCCAUUAGUUAACACUUCCAGUCUGAUAAUGAGAAAAUGUUAUCCUAAAAAUCGUCUUCCGCUGCCGACCAUUAAAAGUGCUUUCCAUUUCCAACUGCCUGUCAUCCCUAAUAGUGGACCCGCGGCUCAACUAUAUAGUUUGCCUCCGGAAGCGGAUGACGUAGUAGAUGAAAGUGAUGACAAUGAUGACACCGAAACAGAUACUGAGAUCGAAAAUGAUAAUGAAGAUGACAUUGAGCAACAUUUUAAGAAUGAUGAUAUAGAGACUGAUAUCAACAAAUUGAAACCAAAGCAGGAGUUGGGAAGACCAACAGAAGAUCUAAAGAUGUAUGAAAUUUUUUUCCCAGAACUUGUGGAAGAUUUUCAGGAAUAUGACCUAGUUUCCAAGGAACCAAAGCCUUUGUCAACUGAGGUAUCACUAGGAGGACCUAUUAUUGUUCCUACAGCUGGUGACGAGCUGUCUCCCACAAAUCAUGUCCUAGAAAGUCCUGGGAAGGAGAGUCAUCCUUUGCAAAUGGAGGACUGUAAUAAAAGGCCCAUCUCCUUCGGUUUGGGAAAUAAAAAUAGCAAUGCGGACAAUAGUUUGCAGCAUCGAGAGGGUCAGAUGAAACUGCAUUCGUUGUGCCAGUGCCUAAACCAUGAAAUAGUCAAAGGCUUGGACCGAAUUACUUUGCAGAACACUGCCAAAAAUGAACAGUCUUACAGUUCUAGAGCAGUGACCCCCAAAGAGUUCAAAACUAGCUGUGAAGAAGUUACCUGCAGUAAACCCUCACAACAUGUUUCAUCCCGUGGAAGUGUUUUGUUGGAGGGCCAGCCUGUCCCGCUAGGAAAGCUGUGCUGUUCUGGAGCUGAUCUGGAAGAGGAGGAAGUACCCUGCUCAGUUUCUUUGGGAGAGCAAGGGAUGCUGGAUGUGCCCGAUCUGUUACAGCUCCAUGACCCAGAACUUUAUAUCGAGAUAGUGAAAAAUACCAAGUCUGUCCCUGAAUAUUCAGAGGUGGCUUAUCCCGACUAUUUUGGACACCUGCCCCCACCAUUUGAAGAGCUCAUUCUUGAAAGGCCUUAUGGUGUUCAAAGGACAAAAAUUGCCCAGGAUAUUGAAAGACUGAUUCAUCCUAGUGACAUUGUAGACAGAGUUGUAUAUGACCUUGAUAGUCCCAGCUGUCCAGCGCCAGAUGAAGGAGACGUUUUGAAGUUUAAUUCCAAAUUUGAAUCCGGGAACUUGCGCAAAGUUAUUCAGAUCAGAAAAAAUGAGUACGAUCUUAUUCUGAAUGCUGACAUAAACAGCAACCAUUAUCACCAGUGGUUUUACUUCGAAGUCAGUGGAAUGAGGGCAGGCAUUGCUUACCGAUUUAACAUAAUCAACUGUGAAAAGUCAAACAGUCAGUUCAAUUACGGUAUGCAGCCUCUCAUGUACUCUGUCCAAGAUGCGCUAAAUGGCCAACCCUGGUGGAUUCGUGUAGGAACAGAUAUUUGUUACUACAAGAAUCAUUUUUCUAGAAGUUCAGCUGCAGCUGGUGGCCAAAAGGGGAAAUCCUACUACACAACUACCUUCACUGUCAACUUCCCACAUAAGGAAGAUGUUUGCUACUUCGCUUACCAUUAUCCAUAUACUUAUUCAGCUUUGAUGAUGCACCUCCAAAAAUUGGAAUCUACAUACAAUCCUCAGCAGAUAUAUUUUCGACAUGAUGCUUUGUGUGAGACCCUUUCUGGAAAUAGCUGUCCUUUAGUCACUAUAACAGCCAUGCCAGAAUCACAUUAUUAUGAACAUAUCUGUCAGUUCAGAAACCGUCCUUAUAUUUUCUUAUCUGCUCGUGUACAUCCUGGAGAGACUAAUUCAAGCUGGGUUAUGAAGGGAACAUUGGAAUAUCUCAUGAGUAAUACUGCUGCUGCCCAGAAUUUACGAGAAUCCUAUAUUUUUAAAAUUGUACCGAUGCUUAACCCCGAUGGAGUCAUCAAUGGAAACCAUCGCUGUUCUUUAAGCGGGGAGGACUUGAAUAGGCAAUGGCAAAACCCAAACCCAGAUCUGCAUCCUACAAUUUAUCACGCCAAGGGCCUCCUCCAGUAUUUGUCUGCUAUAAAACGUUUGCCGUUGGUUUUCUGUGACUAUCAUGGUCAUUCUCGCAAGAAGAAUGUGUUCAUGUAUGGCUGCAGCAUCAAGGAAACGAUGUGGCAUACAAACGUUAGCGCCGCUUCUUGCGAUCUGAUUGAAGACCUAGGUUACAGGACACUCCCGAAGAUUUUGAGCCAGAGAGCUCCAGCAUUUUGCAUGGGCAGCUGCAGUUUUGUGGUGGAGAAGUCUAAAGAAUCCACAGCACGCGUUGUAGUCUGGAGAGAGAUAGGUGUUCAGAGAAGUUACACUAUGGAAAGUACAUUGUGUGGAUGUGACCAAGGGAAAUACAAGGGUUUGCAGAUUGGGACACGUGAGCUUGAAGAGAUGGGAGCUAAGUUCUGUUCUGGUUUACUGCGUUUGAAAAGAUUGACAUCGCCGCUGGAAUACAACCUUCCACCUAGCCUCUUUGACACUGAAAAUGAUUUCAUUGAAUCCAGUUGUAAAGUAACAAGUAUCGCUGCCUUAAAACCUUCUCCGCGGUAUUCUUGCUCUAGCCCCACUACAUACCUAAUGGAAGAAGACGAGCCGCGCUUCCUCGAAGAAGUGGAUUAUAGUGCAGAAAGCAGCGAUGAGCCUGAGGCUGAGGCUGACUUGGCAAAUAAUGGUGGUGACUUUGAGCCCUGUCUUCAAGAAGAGGGACUUUCUGACUCUGAAACUACAAGGACACGUUUGCCUUAAGACAUCCUUGAAACACAAAGAAGGAAUUAAGUCUUGUGGCUCUUGGAAGAUGAACGGGGUGGGGUCCUAUAACUUUGCAGUUUGGCUCAAGCAAAUGAUCUUCAAACAGUCCAACCGGAAAACAAUAAAUGUUCUGGCUCCUAAAUGACUUGGCAGCUGUUUUAUUUCAAGAAACUAGUUUUCACCUUUUGCACUGACGUUGCUUUACCUCUUGACUGACUGCUCAAUAUUGCUGCAUGGAUUUUUUGUCGCCUUCACCCUUCCAGUCACCAACAAGAAGCUAUUGGUGUGUCGGAACGUAGAAGCUAAACCUCAUUCUUUGUGAUAUUAUCUUAAGUUGGUUGCUAAACACAUAUAUACAGUUUUAAAAAUAGAUAUAUAUUUGUUUGUGUGUUGACAUUUUUGUUCUUAAACAUUUGUAGUACUGAAGGAACUAUUUCACACAGCCGAAUUAAAGAAAACUCAUGUACUGGUUGGUAUAUAUAUCUUGAGCCUUAAAUAAGAUGUAAUUUCGUCAUUUUACUAUAGCCUUGAUUUGAAACAGACUGUGAUACACUCCUAAGCAGAGUUACAUCCUUCUUCUGAAAUCUGCUGAAGGCUAGGCGCUUUAGAGCUUAGAUCUGCACUGAGAAUUUCUCGAUAAAAAAAAAACUGAGAAAUAUUCCGCAGACAUAUGACUGGCAUAUUGGAAAGAGGGUGUUUGGCUAGGACCUCAUCCCCCUAAUAGUGUAUCUGUGUGGGAAUUACUGUUUUUAAUGAGGAGCCAAGCAUACAAUCAAGCACCUGCAGUACGUUUACCAACUCUUCUGAUAUAUUAGCUUUUAUUCUCACACAUCUGUGAGAACCAUGGUUUUAUAUAUUUGUGAAAUUGUAAUCUAACAUAAAUACGAAAAAUUUACCUCCUGCAGUCAAUAGUAUGAAAGCUGGUCUAUACCAUUGCUAAGCAUAACUAUAAACAUUACAUUGUAUGUGCACUUAGUGACCUACCUGUUAAUUUAUUUCUUUAAUAUGCUUAUAGUCCAAAUGAGUACUAUGUGUUCAGGAUAUAUUGCUGAUACUGUUCUAUGUCAAGGAAGGAGGGCGGUUGUGUGUCUGAAUUGAAGCUUCUUAUGUGAAUUAAAUAACACUGAAAUUCACUUCUGGUGUGCGCCAGAGCAAGUGAAGUAUACUCGUGACUAAUUUUGAAUGUGGCACUAGCCGUGCGGAUCCUAAGCAGAGCUGAGGCCUUCUCAACACACGGAACAGGGCAUAACUAUGCUUAGGAUAGCCCUGUUAUGCAUGCAGAUGCUCCAGAUCACAGGUGUCAAACUCGCGCCCCUCCAGAUGUUAUGGACUACAGUUCCCAUCAUCCCCUGCCAGUGUGAUGCUGACAGGGGAUGAUGGGAACUGUAGUCCAUAACAUCUGGAGGGCUGCGAGUUUGACACCUAUGCUCCAGAUGCUCAUAUAUUCAAUGUCUCUUGCUUAUACCUAACUUCAUCUGAUUCCACUAUUCGUCAUCUAUCUUCCCCAGUGUUGCUUAAUGAUUUUGUGAGUCAAGCAGAUGUGAAAUUUGUACAAAAUAACUGACGCUGAAGAGGGCAGAUCUCUGUGUCUAGUCAUUCAUGGAUAAGUCCCACUUUCAGAAUUUCAUCUCUCCUUUCCAUCUUUUUAAAAAUAUUUUGAAGGGGAUUCACUUGGAUUUGUUUCAUAAAUAAAAGACUCUCCUUUUACUAUAAGGCCAAAUUCCUCAGUAACUUACCGAGGAAAACAAGUACCGUUGUUACUUGUUUUGUCUUCCCUCCCCACGAGAGCCAGAUGUUUUUCACUGCAUAAACGAAAACCAAUACAGGGAUUUGGGGAACCACAUUGAACAUAAUCAUGACAACCAAUAAGUUGUGAAUCUUGGGUGCUGUUUCCGGGCUGUAUGGCCGUGUUCUAGCAGCAUUCUCUCCUGACGUUUCGCCUGCAUCUGUGGCUGGCAUCUUCAGAGGAUCUUCUGAAGAUGAUCCUCUGAAGGUGCCAGC